UCUAAAGUACAUUUUCUUACAAACACUCAUUUUUCCUCAACUUUUCUUCAAAGUUUUUUCUCUCAAACUCAUGAAUCUCGUACUUUGGUUGGCAUUGAUGUCAUCAUUCUUGUACCAGUCGAGGGCUUAUAAGGAGUCAUCAGAGCUCGAGUCACUACUGAGUCGCGAGUUGAUGGACUCGGCAAAAGAGGCAGAGUUCUUUGAGUGGAUGAUUGGGGUCAGAAGGAGAAUUCAUCAGUACCCAGAACUUGGAUUUGAAGAGCACAAGACGAGUCAACUCAUAAGGACCGAGCUUGACUCGCUCGGAAUUCGGUAUAAAUGGCCUGUUGCCAAAACUGGAAUUGUGGCCACUAUUGGUUCUGGGUCUAAGCCUGUUUUUGCUCUCAGAGCUGACAUGGAUGCUCUUCCUGUGCAGGAAUUAGUGGAGUGGGAGUACAAGAGCAAGGUUGAUGGAAAGAUGCACGCAUGUGGUCAUGAUUCUCACGUAGCAAUGCUACUUGGAGCAGCCAGGUUACUCCAGCCAAGAAAAGAUUCACUCCAGGGAACUGUGAAGCUAGUCUUUCAGCCUGGAGAAGAGGGUUAUGCUGGCGCUUACCACAUGUUGAAAGAUGGUGUUUUGGAUGAUAUUGGUGCCAUCUUGAGUAUACAUGUUUUGCCGUCGGUACCAUCUGGUGCCAUCGCUUCGAGGCCUGGUCCCAUACUUGCCGGUGUAGGCCUGUUCUCAGCGACUAUACAAGGCAAAGGCGGGCACGGAGCAGCCCCUCAUGAGACUAGGGACCCAAUCCUUGCAGCAGCCUUGGCAAUCCUUUCUCUGCAACAGAUCGUGUCUCGUGAGACAGAUCCACUCGAAGCCAGUGUGGUAACAGUUGGAUAUAUAAAGGCAGGUGAAGCAGGAAAUGUGAUCCCAGAGUACCUGACACUUGGAGGAACUUACAGGAGUUUGAGCUCUGAAGGUCUCUCGUACCUCCAGAAAAGGAUCAGAGAGAUCAUAGAGCAACAAGCAUUGGUGCAUCGUUGUAGCGCCGAGGUAGACUUCAUGGAGGAGAAACCAAUGCCUCACCCGGUGAUGGUUAAUGAUGAGGGCUUGUAUGAGCAUGUGAAGAGUGUCGGGGAAGUCCUGCUUGGGGAGGAUAACGUGCAGCUUCUUCCGUUGACCAUGGGAGCAGAAGAUUUCAGUUUCUUCUCACAAAGAACUGCUGCUGCGAUUUUCGCAAUUGGGAUAAGGAAUGAAACUGUGAAAGCAGAUCAGCAUUUGCACUCGCCUUACUUUUUCAUCGACGAGGGGGCUCUUUCAGUGGGAGCAGCACUUAAUGCUGCAGCUGCAAUCUCGUACUUGGAUAAACAUGUUUCUGAGACUGAAAUGUAGAAACACAAGUCUCUCACUUCAGGAAGUUAAAGACUUUUGUAUAAGAGAAGAUUAUAUAAAUAAACAUAAUAAUCAGCAGCACUAAGUU
Messenger RNA from Morus notabilis, 1454 nucleotides. RefSeq names its product IAA-amino acid hydrolase ILR1. Gene Ontology annotation, molecular function: IAA-Ala conjugate hydrolase activity. Bases 71 to 1366 code for a protein of 431 amino acids. Gene Ontology annotation, biological process: auxin metabolic process. Gene Ontology annotation, cellular component: endoplasmic reticulum. The transcript has 5 exons. NCBI's taxonomy places the organism in Eukaryota, Viridiplantae, Streptophyta, Magnoliopsida, Rosales, Moraceae. The record is from RefSeq and is a predicted model, not a curated record.